AUGUGGUUCAAACUCGCUCUUCUUGUGGCCAUCCUGCUGAAUAUUCAUCCAUAUGAGUCGGCAUCUUCGGCUGCUCGGCCUCGUCUUGGAGAAUUUGAAAAGAUCGACGUGAACGAUAAGGAAGUUCAGGUUAGUUGUCAACUCUCGGCGCAUUUUAAUUAAGCGAAUGAUGUAUGAAAGACGUUGAUCUUCGAUAAAGCUUAAUUAGAACGUCAAUACUUUCAGAGACUGGCCCGCAAAGCCGUCCAUAUCUACAACAAACAAGCCCAUAGACAUCUUAUAUUCACCAAAGUGACUUCUGCGGAACGUCAGUCUGUAAAUGGCUAUAACUACAACAUAUCUUUGCAAGCCACAAGGGGAUCUUUCUUCCCGCUUAUCGUCUCUCUGAAUGACUUCGCGUAUGUGGGGCGCAAUAAAGAAACGCAUAAUGUCACCCUGGUUGGCAUAAUAUCUUAA
Messenger RNA from Bursaphelenchus xylophilus (pine wood nematode), 456 nucleotides. The record is from the annotation of a GenBank genome assembly. NCBI's taxonomy places the organism in Eukaryota, Metazoa, Nematoda, Chromadorea, Rhabditida, Aphelenchoididae.